AUGGAGGAAAGAACAAACGAUAAUUUAAAUUCAUCAACUCAGGAUGUGAACUUAGAAAUAAACAAAGUAGCAGUUAAACCAUCAAUUUUUUGGCGACAUAAACCUAAGUUAUGGUUCUUACAACUUGAAGCACAGUUUGCUAACGGCAAUAUUACUCGUGAUUUAACUAAGUAUAACAUUGUCGUUGCCUCAUUGGACGAAAAUGUCUUAGAUUUUGUAGUGGAUAUCUUGUCAAACCAGCCAAUUGAUGGAAAAUACGACGCUUUAAAAAAUGCAUUAUUAAAUAGAUUAACAGAUACUGAAGAAGUCAGGUUAAAAAAGGUGUUAACUGAACUUAAUCUUGGCGAUAAGCGUCCAUCUGACUUGUUGCGGCGACAAAUAAAAGGUUUGGCUGAAAAUUCCAUUUCUGAGGAAUUAUUAAAAUCACUUUGGCUACAGAGAUUACCACAACAGAUUCAAGCUAUAUUAUCUAUUAGCUCUGAUUCUUUGGAUAAAAUUGCAGAGAUGACAGACAAAAUUAUUGGUAUAUUUAGCUCAGCAGAGUUAUAUACAGUUGAUAAAGUAUCCAGCAAAACUUUUGAGCAUUAG
This is a messenger RNA of Parasteatoda tepidariorum (common house spider), 588 nucleotides long. RefSeq lists its product as uncharacterized. The record is from RefSeq and is a predicted model, not a curated record. Lineage: Eukaryota; Metazoa; Arthropoda; Arachnida; Araneae; Theridiidae.